Molecule: messenger RNA, 1196 nt
Organism: Zophobas morio
Lineage: Eukaryota; Metazoa; Arthropoda; Insecta; Coleoptera; Tenebrionidae
Product: tryptophan--tRNA ligase, mitochondrial-like
Exons: 6
Coding region: 66-1196 (376 amino acids)
Biological process (GO): mitochondrial tryptophanyl-tRNA aminoacylation
Cellular component (GO): mitochondrion; mitochondrial matrix
Molecular function (GO): ATP binding; tryptophan-tRNA ligase activity
Source: RefSeq, a predicted model, not a curated record
AAAUGACAGGCGUCGACCGCAUGACGUAACCCUAACCUCACUUUUUCAAAUAUUUGAUCCACAAAAUGUUUUUUUCACGUUUUUCCAAUAAACUUCUGCAGCCUCUUGUUGCAUUUAAUGAAUUUUACCCACUCAUUCGUCGAAUCCACCAAAAAAGUGGCACGUUUCCACGGAGAAUUUUUUCCGGUAUUCAGCCCACCGGUCAAGUCCAUUUGGGUAACUACUUCGGGGCGGUUUCCCAGUGGGUGAAACUUCAAGACAAUCACGAGGACAUGAUUUUAAGCGUGGUGGAUUUGCACUCGAUUACGUUACCCCAGGACCCCAGCACCUUGAGUGAUAACAUAAUGGAAAUGACGGCGACUCUACUGGCGUGUGGGGUUGACCCUUCCAAGGUGAUUUUGUUUCAGCAGAGUAUGGUCCCCGCCCACACUCACUUGACGUGGUGUUUGGGCUGCAUAUGUACUAUGGCUAGAUUAGCGCACCUACCGACGUAUAAGGAAAAAUCGGCGAAUUUGAAAGACGUCCCGUUGGGGUUGUAUGUGUAUCCUGUGUUACAAGCUGCAGAUAUUUUGGCUUAUAAGGCUACGCAUGUUCCAGUGGGUGAAGACCAAACGCAAAAUAUCGAGCUUACGCAGGACUUAGCCAGGAUGGUUAAUAAGCGUUUUGGGGACACUUUCCCCAUACCUCAGGCCAUUUACACUAGUAGUGAGUAUGCAAGACUUAAAAGUUUGAGAGAUCCUACUAAGAAAAUGUCCAAGUCGGAUUCUGAUCCAAAAAGUAGAAUCCAUUUGGUUGAUUCACCUGAUGAAAUUUUGAAAAAAAUUAAAAAGUCUGUGACUGACUUUACAGCUGAGGUUGGUUAUGACCCUGAAUCAAGACCAGGUGUUUCAAAUCUUAUCAGCAUUCACUCUUUUAUGACUGGUAAAAGUGUAGAUGAAAUUUGUGAAGAAGCAAGGACCAUGAAUACUGGACAGUAUAAACUUCAAGUAGCUGAGGCUGUAAUAGCUCAUGUACAACCCAUACAAAGGAAGAUAAAUGAUUAUCUGGACAACCCAGAGUAUUUAUUAAAUGUUCUAAAAACAGGUGCACACAAAGCUACAGAGAUUGCAGAAAACACUAUUGAAGAAGUGAAAGUGAAAAUGGGUCUACAAUUUAGAAAAAAGUAUGCACAAACGCAACAAAGAACAAAUAAGUAA